UACGUUAGCAGAGACGCACGAAGGGUGUUAUUGAGAGGGGCAAAUCCCGCCUACCGAGAGAAGCAGGUUGCGUCAAAAGGCUCCCCCUCUACAGUUUAACUCCGCCGUACUACCCAUCCCAUCACACCAGCAUGGACAGGAUGGAGGUGGUUCUGGACCAGUGGUUGUGGCCUCAGCAGUACUGGCUUCCUCCUGGUAUCUCCUGGAGGGACAUGGAGGUGGAGGGGGGCGGCCGCCAGCCCAGGCCCAGGGACCUGCUGUACACCCUGCCCCUGGCCCUGGCCUUCAUCGUCCUGCGCCACGCCUUCGACAGGGUGAUAGCUAUGCCCCUGAGCAGGCUGCUGGGUGUGAAGGAUCGCGUGAGGCUUCGACCCCCCCUGGUCCCCAGACUCGAGGCCGUCUACCACCAGAACAAGCAGCUACCCCCCCAGGAGGAGAUGCAGGUCUUGGGGAAGCAGAGUGGUCUGUCCCAGAGGCAGCUGGAGACCUGGUUCAGACGUCGACGCGGGCAGGAUCGACCCAGCAGCACCAGGAAGUUCUGCGAAGCUUCGUGGAGGUUUGCAUUCUACCUGACUGCGUUCGGGGCAGGUCUAGUCUCCCUGGUCCAGACCCCCUGGUUCUGGGACCAUCGUCAGUGCUGGCAGGACUACCCCAAACAGCCUGUGUCCGAGGCCCAUUACUGGUAUUACAUCAUGGAGCUGGGAUUCUAUUGGUCGUUGCUGCUGUGUGUCUCCGUGGAUGUGAAAAGGAAGGACUUUAAGGAGCAGAUCAUCCAUCAUGUGGCGACCAUCUUCCUCAUCAGCUUCUCUUACUGCGCCAACUAUGUACGUGUGGGCACACUGGUGAUGCUGGUGCAUGACUCCUCCGACUUCCUGUUAGAGUCUGCCAAGAUGUUCAACUAUGCGGGCUGGAGGAAGACAUGUGACGUGCUGUUCGUGGUGUUCGCUCUGGUGUUCCUGGUCACCCGGCUGCUGGUGUUUCCUGCCAGGAUCGUCCACACCACCCUGGUGGUGUCUCUGGAGUUCUUUCAGCCCUUCUUCGGGUACUACUUCUUCAACGCUCUGCUCUUAGUGCUGCAGGGUCUGCAUCUGUUCUGGGCCGCGCUCAUCCUGCGCAUGGUCCACAAGUUCCUCUUCCUGGGCAAGGUGGAGAAAGAUGAACGCAGCGACGAGGAGAGCGAGGCUGAGGAGGAGGAAGAGGAGGAGGAGGAGGAAGAGGAGAACUGGGAGCAGAAGAAGGGAACCCUUAAUUCCAAGCUGGUUUCGCUGGCUAACAACUGCGUGUUGAACAACCUGACCAACCAGAGGAACAUAAACAGCAGACUGCCCAAAGCCAGAUAGUACCCUCUCUCUACGUGUCUCUCCCCUCCCUCUCCCUCCAUAUAUAUGUAUAUGGAAAUAUAUGAUUCCUGAGCAUGGAUCAUAGAUCUAGUAAAUGGUCUAUUAUAGGAUUUCACAACCCUUCACUUGCUAUGGAAAUACGGUGGUCUGGUAUAUUGAAUUUUCUUUAUUUUUACUUUUAGAUCAAAUACUAAGUUUUCUUUUCUUUUCAAUGUGUGACGAAGAAGCUGAUUGAAUUGUGUGUAAACUAUAAGCAAGGACAUACUUUGCGCAAACAUUUUUCACCCUUAUGGAAAAUAGGAAGAGUUGACUGCAGAUGUAUAGAAGCUUAGUUAUGUGACAGAUGUUAGGAAUUCCACAAGAUACUAACAGAGAUUUACACCAAAUCACCAGAAUGGAUGAUUUUUAGGAAUGGGUUUGGCGCCCCCUAGUGGAGACAUAGAGAACAUCAUCUGCAUGUUACAGUGAGUGUAGUUCACCUGUUCCCCCUUUCACUGUAUGAAGACAUGGGAUGGCAAGGCCAUGGCAUCACAAAAUAAACAAAUAAAUAAUGAAAAACAUAGCGAGAAUAUCCCGGUGACGAGAGAGAGGGGCUUGUUCUCCACAGGGGGUUUCAACUCAAGCUGACUGAUUUUGCUUUGUGCCUUGCCUGCUAUUUUUACACGUUCCCGCCCCUCUCACCCCCCAGCUCUCCCUGUAGCUGGCUAGAUAGCUGCUAGGUAGAGCUGGGUAGUGCUAGAUAGCUGCUAGGUAGAGCUGGGUAGUGCUAGAUAGCUGCUAGGUAGAGCUGGGUAGUGCUAGAUAGCUGCUAGGUAGAGCUGGGUAGUGCUAGAUAGCUGCUAGGUAGAACUGGGUAGUGCUAGAUAGCUGCUAGGUAGAGCUGGGUAGCUUGUACGUAGAGCUUUCCACACACCUGUUCAGGUAGACAACAGACAUCUGGGUCUGGGUCUGGAACAGCCACAACAGUGAUUACUGACACCAACGACCAGCAAGAAUGUUUAGGAGUCCACUGCCCAAAUCUACACGUCAAAUUAGACUUGGGAUACGAUUCUGUUGAGAUAACUCACGAAAAAAAGUCAUGUGCUUCGCAAGCGAAAAUGUACUGUUACACGUUGUAAAUUGACUGGAGUUUUAGAGAGCCGGAAACGUCGGUUUAAGGACCUGUGUUCCUCUUUACCCUAUUUGUGGGGCAAUCUAGAAUAGAACCGUAACCCUAUCCCAUAAUACAAAGAUGUGAGACUGAAUGACUAUGUUGUUGCUAGGCUUCACUGGUGUGCUUUCCUAGUUUUGUCUUAGUUUGGAGACACAGUGUUGCACGGCGUCCCGAUUCAAACGCACCCAAAGGGCUGAUCCACUGAACAACUCACACAGAUAGUUGUAAUGGGAUAUUUGUUUUAAUCGAAUCAAAUACAUGAUAUCUAAACUGGAGACGCCAUGGUUGUUGUGGCAGUAACAUAUGACUAGUCUUACAUGCUUUGUUAUGUUUUUGUUGAAUCCACAUUCCUAUAGGUUUGUUCACUCGAUGGUCAGUUAAACACUAUCAAUAAAUUACUUUUAUUGAC
This is a messenger RNA of Osmerus eperlanus (European smelt), 2902 nucleotides long. It is a transcript of the gene cers4a, whose product is annotated as ceramide synthase 4a. The coding region runs from base 132 to 1340 and encodes 402 amino acids. Gene Ontology annotation, biological process: ceramide biosynthetic process. The transcript has 11 exons. The record is from RefSeq and is a predicted model, not a curated record. Lineage: Eukaryota; Metazoa; Chordata; Actinopteri; Osmeriformes; Osmeridae. Gene Ontology annotation, molecular function: DNA binding; sphingosine N-acyltransferase activity. Gene Ontology annotation, cellular component: membrane.